Durusdinium trenchii is the source of this 2379-nucleotide messenger RNA. NCBI's taxonomy places the organism in Eukaryota, Dinophyceae, Suessiales, Symbiodiniaceae. The record is from the annotation of a GenBank genome assembly.
AUGGAGUCGGAUCGCACGACGGAUCCUUGGGCGCAGCUUCUGAACAAAGCCUUCGACCAGGUACAGAGGCACGAAACACUCCUGUGUGACAUUGGUGCCUCGCUUCUCCUUUUGCUACUGAUCUUGUGGAGCUUUUUCCGACGGCCACGCACCACUGGUGCCUUCGUGGUCGCCUGGCUCUGUUGGUUUGCAUGGCAGUUGGAACGUGGGCAAUCUGCAUGGCACCAAGUUGUUCAGCAUGCACAAAUUGCUGCUACGAAGACAACAGACGCGAUUCGAGCGGUUAUUGAGAUGCUCGCAGCAUGGUUGGCCUUCUUCGUCCCUGCCCUUCACGACCUGUGGAAUGUGCUAUGCCCUCUGCUUUUGGAUUUCUAUUCGUCCUCACUCUGGCUUUGGCGCUCAUUGUCUUGGGAGGAGAAGGGUGUCCUUGCUCUUUGUGCCAUGGGCCUGGGCGGGGCUGUCUAUGUGAUUCUACGCAUUUGGAGAGCAAGAGUCUGGCUCCAAGAGAGCUCGGUGGCCUGCUUGCGAUCUUUGCAGCAAGCGCUCUUUCAUCUGUCCUUUGUGGUGGUGGGCCCGGUCAUCUGGGAAUUGGCUCGCCUAUGCCCUCAGCAAGUGCCCCAGGUGAUCUACAUCGUGGUGGCCACGCUGUGGCCGUUGUUUGCAACUGCUCGGGGACUGGUGCGCCACCAUCGUGAAAAAGAAGAGAAAGCCCAAAUGGAGGAAGAGGAGGCGCAAAAGUCCAGGAAGUGGUGGUCCUUCAGACUAUACCUUCCAAGUCUGAAGGAAGGCUUUCGGAUGUCUGCUGAAUUGGAGGAGGAGUUCUGCUUCUGGUUAUCCUACUGGUCCUGUUGGCCGCUGAUGAUGCUGCUGCGGUGGAGUUUGGUGAGCUUGGACACCUCAGGGUCAGGAUCGGCUGGCCUUCUCAUUGCUGUGUCCUUGUGGCUCCAGUACUGGAAGGGCUGCUUCCUGGCACCGUAUGCAUUUACCAUCCUCACUCAGCUCUUUAGCCAUUGCAUCGAGUACGCCACGAGUGUAUUUGAUGCCUUUCGGCAAGUUGCAGUGAGUGCAUUGCAGCGCUUGCCAUGGCAUAGCUAUGUUGCCAAUAUGUUCCAAGGCGACACUGUGGUACUUGUUGUUGUUGCUGUUUUUGUAGUUCUUAUUUGCCUGGAAGUUGCAUCGGUGGUAAGUGUGCUGCUCACCGUGGUUCUUCUCUUCAGCAUUGCAACAGAAUCUGCGAGAUGUGUUGCCAAUGAAAAUCAGCAGCUCUACGCAGAUCGCUUGGCCUUCUGGGUCCUUGUGAAUUGCUGGCUUUGGUGUUUACGUCUCCCUGCCCUGGGUCGCAUUUUGGGCAUUUGGUCCCCCUUAGCCUUCGGGGCUGCCUUCUUUGGAGGUGAAGCGGCCUUCUUCACCGUCUACUUCGCGCUUCUGCGUGGCAUCACUGUGGUCCUCGCUUGCUUGAGCAGCUUCCUCAAGUCACAGGAAGUGGAAGAGCCUCGCGCGGCACUGCAAGAGCCUCUACUCGAACAGAAAGACCUUGAGGCCAACCAUCCUGACCCUCCUGACCCAACUCAUCCAGAGGUUCUAGAAGUUCUUUCAGGUGAGGAGACGGUCUCAGUGGGUGAGGAGACAGGGCAGAUCUCGGCUGUUCAAGGAGGGGAUGAAGAUCAGCUUGCAGUCCAAGGUGGUGAAGUUCUUGAAGGGAGCCAUGAGGCUCUUCAGGAGAAGACAGACUCUGGCGAUCAAGUCGAUGAUGGUCAUGAUGAAGAGAGUGAGGACAUCAGAUCCGAAGUUCAGAGGGAUCCUUCAAAUGUGCAGAACCAGCAGAUCCAGCCGAUCGGUUUCUCAGCACCACCAGAGUCUCAGCACGAAGCUGAUCACCCAGAUCUUCCGGAAGCACCGCAAGAACCCUCGGGAUCCAUGGAGCCAAGUCCAACCCCUAGGCCUUCCGAGCCCCACGCCGAGCGGGUCGCCGAGGACGCCGAGGACGCGCUGGACGCCGAGGACGCGCUGACCGGUGACGGUGACGUGCUCGCCGGCGACGCCCAAAGCAUCGGUGGGGCGGUGGGUAUCGAGAAGGAGCACUUCGUUGAGAGCAUUGGACCGGAGGAAGAGGCGCUGCAGGCACUCUCGGCCGCCUCGGCUGCAGGCGCUGCACAGGGUGGCGACGCGUGGAGGAUCGUGGAGCAGGUGUGUUCGACAGAGCAGCAGUGCCAAGAAGAGGAUGGAGAGGAUGGAGUGUCCAGCAAGAACCAUGAAUCAGGGCAGGAGCCAACUGGGCAGGACACCUCCGGUGAGACUGAGGAAACUGUGGACAUGCACCAGGACACAGUCUCAGCUGCUCCACAGGUUGACGAUGCGGAAAAGGCCAGUGGGGAGUGA